AUGGGCGGCAUCAGCGACGACUCGACGACCCUGACCUAUGGCCAGGGCUCGGCGUCGCGGACGCUGCACCUCGACGUGCAGAUGCCCGGCCAGCCGCCGCGGUCGGCCAAGGCCGGCGGCGCAUCCCAGCACGUCGCGUGGCAGCCCAACGCGUUCCGCGUGAGCGCGCCGAAGCAGCAGCGGCCGGCGACGUCCGAGGGCCGCCUCGUGCGCGCCAACGCCGACGGGACGCCGUCGCCGGCCAAGGGCCGGCCGCCGUCCGCGCCGGCCGGCGGCGGGCCCGGGCCCGUGUUCACGGCGCCGGAGCGGCAGACGACGCCGCGCGAGCUCGUGAACCGCUUCAUGCGCGAGAACAACCGGCACCGGUCGCGGCCCAAGAGCCACGGCGGCCGCGGCCUCGGCUGGCGCGCGAGCAAGAUCGCCCACCUGCAGCGCGAGGUCGACCGCGAGCCGCGGCCGUCGACGGCGCCCGCGACGUCGCCGCCGGGCGCGCUCGAGCCGCGGCCCCGGCCCGCGGCGGCGCCGCCGCUGCCCGCCGUGAGCUUCGCCGUGGACGGGCCGGAGACCGACGACGACCGGCCCCGGACGUCGCCCGCGGGCGCGCCGCCCGUGCCGCGCGACGACCCGCGGCUCGGCAAGCACAACCCCGCGGCCGCGGGCACGCACGCGAGCUUCCUCGAGUGGGAGGCCUUCCGGCGGCGCCUCCCCGGGGACCCGCCCGCGAGCGCGCGGCCGACGAGCCCCACCGUCGAGCGGUGGACGCGGCCGCCGAGCCGCCCGGGCACAGCGGCGCCGCGCGCGGCCGCCGAGGCCGGCGACGCCUUCCGCGGCCGGACGACGAAGGAGAAGCACGUGGACUUCAACGACGAGCUCUCGAGCCUCCUCGAGCCCUGGGACGUCGAGAAGCACGUCACGGACGACUUCUUGAUCGCCGCGCGCGUGCCGCGCGUGCCGAGCCUCGCGUCCGUGUCCACGGACGCGUCCUACCACACGAGGAUCGGCGUCGUCAUCCGCAAGGAGGACGUGCUGCUUUCCGAGCCGCGCUGGCUCGACCCCCUGGUCCAGCACAUGCUCGUCGCCGCGCGGAGGGACCGGCACGUGAAGACGACGCUCUGCGGCGUGUCGCGCUUCGACCUCGCGACGCUCAACGGCCUCAAGCCGACGAGCUGGAACCCCUACGACCUCGUCGUCGUCUCCGCGACGAACGUGGAGAAGAUGCUCGACGUCAAGGGGCUCGACGUCGACGAGCGGGACGCGGCGCGCGCGCGCGCGUUGCCCGACGAGUUCGGCUUCUCCAAGUUCGGCGUGGGCUUCGUGACGCUGAGCAGCACGGGCGCCAUGUACUACUCGCCGCGGGACGUGCCGCGGACGCUCGCCGCGCCGGCUCUGACGGCGACGCCCGGCGAGUUCGUGGACCUCGAGGCCUACGAGCGCGAGGCGCGGGGCGGGAAAAGAGGGCGACAUGCCCAACUUCAAAGGCUCCUCUCUCGGCCGUGCGAGGCGCGGCUCUACCACUUCGUGAAGAAGCUCCACGUCUUCAAGAACUACUGGCUCUGGCGCAUGUUCGGCGCCUGGCAUCGCGUGCUCUCGCGGCAGCGGUUCGCGCGGCACCGGGACGCGCUCUGCGCCGCGCGCCUCGACGACGGCGUGCUGGUCGCGGCGCUGGCGCGCGCGACGUGGGAGCUCGGGGACUUGGAGGACGCGCCGCUCCACGUGACGCGCGCGGAGCUCGCCUGGGCCGCGUCCGACGCGCUGGAGCGCAUUUUGGACAAGGACGCGCGCGACCGGAAGCGGGAGGCGGAGGCGGAGAAGCUCGGGGCCGCGGCGCCGGCGACGCCGCGCGCGAUGGCGAACCCGGCGUUCGCGGCGGAAAACGCGUCGUCCGACGAGAGCAGCGACGGCGACGACAGCUCGGACGAGUCGACGGCGUCGAGCGAGCGGCCCGACGCGCUGGCGGCUUUGAACGAGGCCGAGGCGCCCGCGCUGAGCCCCCAGGGUUCGGUGGGGUCGCCGUCCGCGUCCACCGCGGAGUACGUCGACCCGCACGUGCUCCACCGCGUCAAGUUCUUGGCGGACCAGUCGCUCGCCGAGGGCGUCGAGCCCGCGGUGUUCGUCGGCGCGCAGAUCGCCGUAUUACGGCGCGUGCAGCGCGACGCGGACGCGACGUCGGACCGCCUCGCGGCCGUGAUCAAGCACGCGACGGCGACGCUCCUGGCCGAACAGAAGCUCAGCCUCCACCCGCGCAAGGCGAGCCCCCACGCGGCCUACGAGACGGCGGAGCGGGAGCGGAGCCUGCGCCAGAGCAUGCGCCUCGCGGGCGGCACGGGCUACCUCGCCGCGCGGAGCACGGCGUCGACGGUCGUCCGCGCGUCCGUCGUGGGAGAAGACCUCACGGACGACGAGCUGCUCGCCGCGGCGGCCUGGGGCGGCGUGCCGACCUACUACACGGACACGGCGCGGCGCCGGACGCUGAUCACGAAGCUGAGCCGGUUCCGGCGGCUCGUGGAGUUCAUGUUCUUAGGCGCGUACCGCGUGCUCGCGAUCCGCUACGCGAGGGAGCUCGAGCGGUGGUACGACGACCUGCGAUUGCAGGCCGAGACCGUCAAGAAGCCCGACGACGACGCGAACGACGACGGCGAGGAGCCCGAGCCCGUCUUCGACAUCCACGAGCCCAUCUACCCGCCGCUGCAGGUCGCGAUCAACGUGCGGUGCAUGGAGGAGGACGAGGACGCGUCGCUCGAGGACGGCGACUACGCGGAGCACACCAUGGAGCUGAGCCCGUCGCCCCAGGCGCUGAAGAAGCUGCUCGAGGUGCUGCAGAACACGCUCCUGUGCGCGCUGGCGACGGUGCCGACGCUGGACCGCCACGAGCAGCUCGCCUAUCUCUUCGCGAUGAACUGCAAGCCGCCGCUGAAGGAGGACCAGGAGGUCAAGGAGGCGAAGCGGAACCGGGACGGCUGGGUGCUCUGGAUCAUGCGCAAGGUGCCGGGUCUCGGGGACAUCCUGCGGUCGCUCGUCGUGUCGUCCGAGGAAAUCAUGCAGUCGAUGAUGACCACUUCCGACGACCUCGGCACCGUGGACCGCCAGGGCAAGCGGUCGUCGACGCUCAUGAUCGCCACGGCGCGGGCGUCCAUCAAUUUGACGAGAGGGUCCCUGAAGAAGCAGCACCCGGCGAACGUCCGCGGCACGGGGCUCGACGAGCUCCGGAGCCUCGCCGCGGCCGCGGCCGCGGCCGACGGCGAGCCCGCCAAGGUGCCGCGCGACCGCCGCUGGCUCGGCCAGCACUGGGUCACGGUGCUCGCGAGCGACGGCGUCUACCGGGACGCGCGGUCCGCGUUGAUGCGCGCGACGUCGAAGCUGAGAGCGUUCGUCCUCGAGAACCUCAAGUCGAACGACGAGAUGCUCGAGGCCCACGGCGUGCUGCUGGCCUGGAUGCGCCGGGUCGGUCCAUCUUUAAAAUCCGCCGCGGGCCUCGCGCGCGGCGAGGGCGACUACGACUCCAUCGGCGAGGAGGACAACCCGACGAUCGUCUUCGCGACGGACGCGUUCGUCGCGCUCUGGCCGCCCGACGAGGACGACGCGCGCGCGGAGCUCUACGCGCGCGUCGCCGCGGAGCACGGCGCCAAGGCCGAGGUCAUGCGGCGCCUCCAGUACCUCGUCAACGCCAUCCAGGUCCAGGGCGCGCGCGCGGGCACGCUCCGCGACGUCACGAAGCUGAACGGCUCCGUGACGAUCGCGCCGACGUCCGCGCGCGAGGCCAUGACCGCGACGGCGACGGCGGCGCAGAACCUGCUCCAGGGCGCGUUGCCGAGCUUGUUCGCCGCGCAGUGCGUCGACCUGACGCGGCGCCUGGCGACGGCGAACGAGCGUCUCAUGGCGCACGCGUCGACGCUCGACAACUUCUUCGACCAAUUGGGGCUGCUCAAGGAGCUCAGCGGCGACUGGGACCGGCUCGAGGAGACCUACGAGGAGACGGCGUCGCUGCACAAGUUCCUGAAGUCCCAGGGCAUGACGUCGAACCGCAACGCGCGCGUGAAGCGGCGGACCUACGACCAGUGCCUCCGGAAGCUGAGCCUCAUGAACGAGGUCGGCGCUUUGAAGAACCUGCACGUGAAGCUCGUGGGCAACGAGGAGGGGCUGACGUCUUUGGAAGAGAGCAAGGUGCGCUUCGGCGUGCGGGGGCGGCGCGAGCGCGAGGGCGGCCAGGGCGUCGGCUACCGCGCGGCCAAGGCCGCGACCUGCCUGGAGGACGAAUUGCACGCGGCGCUGCAGGACCAGUGGUCGCAGAUCGACCUGAGCCUGCGGGACUGCGUCGUCCACGGCUCGAAGCGGCGGAACCACUUCCGGACCAUCCUGCGGAGCCGCUGCAGCGAGCUCCACCGGAGCAUCGGGGCCAUCCUGAACGCGGCGGACGAGGGCAUCCUGCGGGAGGAGGCGUCGGACCCCGCGGCCGCGCUCGCGCACCUCCGGGACCUGACGACGCGGCACGGCAUCGCCCGGGGCCAGGCGGCGAAGCUCGUGGGCUACCAGAAGCUCUACAACUCGCACUUCCACGGCGGCACGCUCGACCGCGGCGCGUUCAUCGCCGAGUCCGACCUCGGCGUCGAGGCCGCGGCGCCGCGGCGGACGGUCGCGGGCCGCGAGACCGCGCGCCACGACCCGAACCAGGGGCCCCAGCCCCUCGUCGUGGACCACUUCGUCAACCUCCAGUUCGCCGAGAAGCGCAUCAAGCUCCAGUUUACAUUGUGGAGCGCGCUCGACGCGCUCGACCGCGCGCACGCCGCGUGGCGCGCCGCGCCCGUGAACGCGGAGUUCGGCGAGGGCGCGCCCCACGGCCUGCUCAAGGAGGCCAUCGCCAAGGGCGAGCGGGCCUACGAGCAAUUGUUGAGCGACACGGAGAACUCCGCGAAGAACCGGCGGUCCUGGCUCCGGCAGACGCGCGAGCACAAGAAGGAGGAGAAGUACCCCUACAGCCAGGGCAUCCGCGGCGGCGGCCUCGCCGUCAUGCGCGAGUCCGACGAGGAGAGCGAGUCCGAGUCCGAGGAGGAGAGCGACGCGAACGAGUCGUCGUCCAUGGACGACGACGACGACGACGACGGCGACGGCGGCGGCGGCGACGGCGACGACGUCGACGACGAGGGGUCCUCCGUCGCGGACAAGUCCAAGGUCUCCGGCUCGACGCGCGAGUCCGCGAGCUCCGCGGCGUCCAAGGAGGCCAAGGAGCUGAGCCUCGUCGGCGCCGCGUCGAACCCCGCGCGGUUCCGCCUCGGCGUGACGAUCGACCGGUCGAAGCGGGAGCUCGCGUCGGCGCUGCCGCUCACGGACCGCUACUUCUGGGGCGCCCACGGCAUGGACCGCUGGGCCGCCGACACGCUCGACCGCUACGGCGCGUCGACGCAGCACCUGAGCGUCUGCGACGUCGGCGCGCGCGCGAAGCUCAACGUCGGCGAUUUACUGGACGGCGGUCUGGUGAAGAACGCGUCCAAGGUCGCCGCCGUCGUCUACGAGUCGGAGAUCCACCGCGCGCUGUCCGACCUGGACGCCGCGGCGAACGACGCGUGGCCCGAGGGCUCGCACCGCGGCGUGCAGCUCGCGACGUCGACGGCGCCCGUGUUGCAGUACUCGGCAGCGGAGAAGGUUUCUUAUUUUCAGGACUUUGCGGGCCCCCGGGGCCCCCUGCGCCUCGGCUGCGUCAAGUGCCGCGAGGCCGUCCGGGCCUGGGCGACGAAGCCGCCGCCGGACGCGCCGCCGGGCGUCUCCGGCAAGGCGAAGGCGCGCGCGGCGGCGACUUUAGCCGCCGGCGCCGCGCGCUGGGAGGCGAAGCUCGACGGCGCCGAGGCGAUCCUCGACGACGUCCUGGAUCUGGUCAUGCUCGCGUCCGUACUGCGGCCCGCGUUCGCGGGCGGCGUGCGCGCGCCGCUGUCCAUCGCCCAGCAGUACCACGGCGGCUACGCGUUUCUACAGAGGGGCCUCGUCGAGGUGCAGCGGCUGAGCCGGCUGGGCGUCUUCGACGACACCGCGCUCGGCGGCGGCGGCCGCCGGGGCACGGCGCGGUCGACGGCGCGGUCGUCGUCCUCCGCGGCGUCCGCGCUCGCGAACUGCCGGUCCCAGCUCGAGGACGCGCGGGCCCAGCUCAACCAGUGGCUCGACGAGCAGCGGUCCAUCGCGCCCUGCCUCCUCUGGCUGGGCAACGAGGAACUCGUGCACGCGUGCAUGCAGUGGGGCAUCUUCUGCGGCCAGCCCCCGGCGUCCGUGUCCAGCGAGGUGAACAAUCUGAUCCACUACCAGCUCCUCCCCAACGUGCGCCACCUGUCCAUGGCGCGGCCGCCCGUGAAGGCGGAGGCGCACCGCGCGACGCAGCAAUUCCGCCAGAGCAUGUUCGAGAAGAAGGACGACAGCGACGCCCCGAAGGGCCCCCGGGGCUCCACGGAGGGGCCGUCCUCGCCCGAGCGGCGCCGGUCCCGCGCGACGGCGGCGGUCGCGGCGCCCGACGCCGUCACGGCGACGUCCGUCAUCGGCUGGCGGUCGUCCGACGCGACGGAAGAGCUGCACUUCCACGACGGCGGCUUCAAGGUCACGGGCGUGCUCGCCGAGGACGUGGCCAAGAUCCACCACGGCCUGAAGCGGGCCCUGCUCGAGGGCGUCUUCGAGGCGCUCUGCGCGUCGUCCGGCGUGUCACCGGACGACGACGGCGGCGACGCGGAGGAGGCCGCGCAGCGCCUCGGCGCCGCGCUGCCCUGGCCCCUGGCCUGCGCUGAGUCGACGUUCCCGGCGGCGUCCGCCGUGCUCGCGGCGUCGGCCUACUGGACGAAGGAGGUCGAGGACGCGCUCCGCAAGUCCGGCCUGACGCCGUGCGGGAAAAGAGAGCGAAAUUCCCAACUUCAAAGGCUCCGAUCUCGGCCAUUUCCCACUCGCCUGAAGCCGUGCGCGAAGACGUACCGCGAGCACCUCAUCGUCGGCGGCGGCAUCGCCAAGGACAUCAUGGCCUCGUGCCAGCCGGACCGCAAGGGCCACCGGCGGGGGUCGGCCCAGAGCCUCAUGUCCGUGGGGUCGCUCGUGGAGAAGCGGAGGCGCGAGGAGGGCGAGGGCGACUCGCGGAACCGCGAGCGGCACCGGCGGCCGUCCGGUGCGUCCGUGGGCAGCCACAUGAGCGGCGUGUCCAUGAACAGCGACGAUUCCAAGAAGGACGAGCCCCUGGCCUGCGAGCUUUAUGAAUUAGAGGUCAAGAAGGCCGACGCGCUCGCCAAGAACCACGGCCACGCGCACGUCCGCGAGUCCAAGGUCGACUCCAAGCUCUGGAACACCCUGGAACGACGCGUGUCCCACCGCAUCGCCGUCUACGUCGUCGUCCUCAACGGCCGGCCGUCCGCGAGCCGGCUCUGGCUCUGCGCGUCCGGCUUGGUCGCCUACGGCGUCAUGCAGCGCGACGUGCUCCAGCUCAUGCGCGUCUACGACGUGGGCUCCGUCGACGACUUCGAGUGGAAGUUCCGGCCGAAGCACCGCUGGGUCGGGUCCUGGGAUCUCGAACACCGCGACGCGGAGCUUAGAAGGCGCCAGUGCUCGCUCCGGUGCCAGGCGUGCAACGGGGACGUGCCCCACGCGCUCGAGUACGAGUCCGCCGCGAGCCGCCUGACCCUGACGCCCCUGAGCCACCGGAGCUUGCUGGCGUUGGUCGGGGGCACGCGCGACGCGUGGUGCGGCGGGCGGCUCAUGCCCGUGCGCGACGGUUUAGAGCCGAACGCCGCGCGGCGCGCGGUCGAGGAUCUCGCGAAGUUCUACGGCCGGCGGCUCCACGUCUUCGAGGCGACGCCCCGGGCGACGGCCGACGAUUUGCUAUUAGUGCUGCGGCGCACGCUCGAGGCCGGCGCGGUGUCGGAGCUCCGGUGCUUCGAUUUACUGAACGCGGACGUGCUGCUCACGUUCUCCACCUGGCUCGGCACGAUCAAGGAGGCCAUUUUGGGCGACCAGCCGACGCGGCGCAUCUCGCAGCACAACUUCCGGCUGAGCGCGAACGUCUCGCGGAAGCUGGUCGGGGAAGACGCGCUCGCGCACGUCGGCGACCUGCUGCUGGGCCCGCUCGGCGGCGGCUUCAGCGAGGAGAAGGACUUCUUCGCGCCGGGCCACAAGGCGCCGCCCGUGCCCCUCCUGGCGCUCUACGCGACGCCGUCGCCGGCCGCGGCGUCGUGGGACGACGACAAGGUCGGCCCGUUCGCGUCCUUCAAGGAGACGCUCCGGCCGACGCUCUACCACGAGCCCGCGCCGCUGCGCAUGGCGGAGUUGCUGCUAUUGAAGAGCGGCCUCGAGACGGACGCGUCGCCGGUCAUCGUCAAGGAGGCGCAGCGGCUGUUGAGGGCGGACCAGAACCGCGACGGAGGCAAGGGCGCGGCGCCGCCCGCGGAGGGCAUGUGGCACUACUUGAACCGCGCGGUGCGGAACAAGAUCCCCAAGGCCGGCGAGGCGUCGAACCGGCGCAUCACGGAGAUCGUGCGCAACAUCGCGGCGCUCGACGCGCCGGGGUCGCCCCUGCGGGGCGACGAGGAGUCGGCGCGCCGCGGGGGGCAGGCCCGGUCCGAGGAUUUGCGAGACCUCGCGCUCAAGCGCAAGCCCCCGGGCGAGGCGCCGCCGAAGCUCGCCAAGCACAAGCAGCCCCAAUCGACGUCCGAGCUCGGCGCGGACGCGCGGAGCCGGCUCGAGGCCUUCGGCGCGGCGUCCGCGGACGCGGGCGCGGGCCACGCGCCCAAGGGCUUCGGCGGCGAGCCCCGGCCGCUGGCCCCGGCGUCGCCGGCGGCGCUCCGGGGCUCGCGGUCCACGUUCCGCCCCGCGGCGACGCGCGGCCGGCCGUCGACGCUCCGCAACGACCGGAGCCGCCAGCUCCAGGUCCACAGCCGGGAGUCGACGCUGUCGCGCGUCGUGCGGCCGAGCUCCGGCACGCGCCGCGGGGACGACGCCGCGGCGCCGCCGAGCCGGUCGCCGUCGCCGUCGUCCGCGCGCCAGUCCGUGCGCAACGUCGCGCGCGCCAGUAUGGCCGUGGGCGGCGGCGCCGCGCGCCAGUCCGUCGUCGCCGGCCGGGGAUCGCCGCGCCCGUCCAUGGCCAAGGCCGCGUCCCAGCGCGGCGCGCGCCAGUCGCUCGCGGCGACGCGCGCGUCCAUGGCCAUGAACCGCGGCGCGCGGAGCUCGGUCGCGGUCAAGAGCGGCCGCGCGUCCAUGGCCCAGUCGGGCCGGAGCUCGCCGUCGGGCCGCGGCUUCAUGAAGCUCGCGUCGAGCAUGGACGUGAACAUGGCCGCGCUCCGCGAGGAGCACUACGGCGCGCCGGCGCGCGACGUGUCCUGGGUGACGUCGCCGGAGUUCGAGGAGGCCGUGCGCGCCCGCGACGCGGCCCUCGCCGCGCGCGACGAGGCGACGCGCGUCGUCGCCGCGCUGAACCGGGAGGCGCUCGCCGCCGCCGUCGCCGCGAAGCGGCCCGCCGCGCGGGCCCCGUCGGCGCCUCCGGCGGCCGCAAACGCGGUCCUCGUCGGCGUCGCGAGCCAGUUCGCGGAGAUCGCGGGCCUCAAGCUCGCGUCCAUCCCCGUCGCCAAGGGCGGCACGAAGCCGGCGACGCCGCCGGACCGGCGCGGCGACGACGCGCGCGCGCGGGCGACGGCCGCAUGCUUCGAAAACGCGACGCGGCCCGCGGAGCCGGCGGCCGGCGGCGGGCUCUGGGUCGAGUCGCAGGGCGCGCGGCGGCUCCUCUUCGUCCACAUCCCCAAGUGCGGCGGCUCGGCCCUCACGGCGGCCCUGCGGCGCUUCGCCUGCGUCGCCAACGGCCCGACGAGCGACUGCUGCGAGCACCCGGGCUUCUGCCAGCGCGCGAAGCCGAAGCCGCGCCUCUGCCAGGCGCUCGUCAACUGCCACGGCCACCAGCCGUCGCUGCGCAUGUACGCCGCGCGGCCGUCGACGCGAAACAUCCGCGCCGUGACCAUGGUGCGCGAGCCCCUGGGCCGCGUCGUCUCCGCGUGGCACUACCGGUGCCACAACCCGAACUGGGACUGCUUCCACGUGCCCGGCGCGACGCAGUGGAGCGAGCGGAAGCGCGCCGACGAGCGGUGGCACCUGAAGCCGCCCAACGCCACCCACGCGGGCUACGCGAGCUUCGCGGAUUUUUUAGACAUGCCGCACUACCAGAACGUGCAGGUCCGCAUGCUCGGCAAGGACCGCUUCCCCUACGACGCGGCGCCCGUGGGCGCCGACGACGUCUUCGCGGCCAUCGACGUCGCGACGCGGACCUUCGCCGUCGUCGGCGUCUUCGAGCUCUUCGACCACUCCGUCGCGCUGCUCGGGCGUUUGGCGGGCGUGCCCCUGGUGGCCGCGGACUUCGAGCGCGUCCGCGCGCAGCACUCGCCCCAGAACCGCCACGACGCGACGCUCCACGUCUGGGCCGCGUCGACGCUGUGCGGCGAGCUCCGGAACGCGGACCUCCUCGACCUCCCGGGCUGCGGCGCGGCCGCCGCGGCGCGCGCGCGCGCCUACUGCGCCGACGCCUAG
This is a messenger RNA of Aureococcus anophagefferens, 10521 nucleotides long. RefSeq lists its product as hypothetical. The coding region runs from base 1 to 10521 and encodes 3506 amino acids. Gene Ontology annotation, molecular function: dynein light intermediate chain binding; sulfotransferase activity; dynein intermediate chain binding. The record is from RefSeq and is a predicted model, not a curated record. Gene Ontology annotation, biological process: microtubule-based movement. The transcript is spliced from 7 exons. NCBI's taxonomy places the organism in Eukaryota, Pelagophyceae, Pelagomonadales, Pelagomonadaceae. Gene Ontology annotation, cellular component: dynein complex; membrane.